Python bivittatus (Burmese python) is the source of this 505-nucleotide messenger RNA. NCBI's taxonomy places the organism in Eukaryota, Metazoa, Chordata, Lepidosauria, Squamata, Pythonidae. The record is from RefSeq and is a predicted model, not a curated record.
AUGCUUUCAGCCAAGAAGAUAGCACGGGAAGCUGUAAAGUUGCCUGCAUAUGUCAGACUUGCUUACAAGAAACUUCAUGACCAGAAGAAAAAUUAUUAUGCUCUCUUCCAAAGAACUGAAAAGUCUCCAGAUGGCUGGGAUCUUUCUAGGAAGAAUCUGUACUACAUUUCAAAAGGAAAAAAGACUUGGUACGACGCUGAGAACUUCUGUGUCUCCAGAGAUACCCAUCUGGCCUCCAUCCUAAGUGAUGAAGAGCAGAAUUACCUCACCACUCAGCUCAGUGAGCCUGCCUGGAUUGGCCUUUCAGCCGCAAAUGAGGAAGUCAAUUGGGAAUGGUCAGAUGGAUCCAGAGUAAUAACAGAGUAUUGGUCACUUGGCCAUUCCAGACAACCAAAAGCUUCCAGAGAAGGGGACCAUGACUGCACUUUCAUAAACCCUUCAACUAACUGGCACAACUGGAACCAUGCAAACUGUCAUGAACUGAGAAACUGGGUUUGUAAGGAAA